AAUUGAUGUUUCCAUUGUGCCCAAGAUAAAGUAGAGUCUUUACACACAUUGAAAACUUUUAUUGGGCCAACAAAAAAAAAAGGUGUUGAGUUAAAGUAUGUUUGCUUUCAGAGCCUCAGAGGUCUCUUCUUCAGAUGGAAGGUUCAUUUGCACAAUUUCCACAUUUGUGGGGUGAAAUCUUUAGAAAACAGAAGUUCCUAAUCAGGACUGUUGCAUCUGCAAAGUUACUCUCAGAACUUCCUAAUCUCUCUAGCAAACAGGAGCUAUCUGCAGAAGUCCAAGAGAAGAAGACAGGAGGGUGCGCAAUUCAGAAAGGGCUAAAAAUGGGAAUAGCAGCGCUGGCCCUGCUAAUCACAAUAAACAUUGGAUAUGGCCAGAGUACUCCAGUUAUUGAACCUGCAGGAAAUGAAAUUGUUAUUAAAGCAGGACAGUCUAUAAUUUUAACCUGUUCUGGGAAUGACACCGUGAAAUGGGACAUUCAGAAUUUACCAAAACGGUCAACUGUUAUCCAAGGAGGCGUCAAAGCUGUGCUGACUAUUACCAAAGCAAAACAUACAGAUACGAAAACCUACAAAUGCCUCUACAGCAAAGCAAACUCGUCUGAUAAUGCAUCGGUGCACUUAUAUGUGAAAGGCAGUCAAUACUGGCAUACCCAAGAAGAGAGAGUACCAGCUGAUGAAGGCACCGAUGCUGUUUUACCAUGUCUCAUAACGGAUCCCUCAAUCCCAACAUCUCAGAUCUCUCUGCAACCCUCAAAGACCAGAGACAACCAACCAAUAUCUGCAAAGUUUAAUGCCCAAAAAGGAUUUAUUAUUCAUAAUGUGCAAAUGGCAUAUGAUACUAUUUAUACCUGCCAAGCAAAUGUGUAUGGGGUAAUCCAUAAGUCUGACGAAAUUACUUUAUCUGUAAGACAAGUGGAAAAAAGUCCACCUUCAGUUGUCCUGGAUCAUGAACAUUAUAUCCGAACAGAAGGAGAAGAAUUCAAGAUCACAUGCCGUGCAACUAGUUCCACCAGUUCUUUAAAAACAGAUUGGGAGUAUCCAGCAAAAAAUGUCUCACUAACAUCUGAUCUGAAAUAUGAUGGGAAAUGGACCGAAGUCUCUAUUUUGAAUGUCCCAGCUGUUAAAAUAAAAGACACUGGAAAUUAUACGUGCAUUGGGAAGAACAGAGUGGGUUCCAGUAGAAGUGUUACAUUUCUACAGGUUGUAGAAAAGGGCUUUGUUGAUCUGUCAACUUCACAGAACAGCAGCGUUACGUUGAGUCUGGGCGACUGCAUAGAUUUGGCUGUACAAAUUGAUGCCUAUCCGACUAACCUAUCAUGGAAGUGGAUCCAUGUCCAUAAUAACAUGACAAAAGAUGUGUCAUCCCUAGGAAAAAUGCAUUCCAACGGACGUUACAGGAACUUUAACAACUUGACGUUGAAUCGUAUGAAGGAACGCGAGAGCGGGACCUACUCUCUCUAUGUAGAAAACUCAGAAGCCACUAAUAAUAUUUCCUUUGAAAUCAUCUUUCUCAGGCCCCCUGUGGUUGAAAUAAGUACCUUUAAAUUUAAUGGCACCAUAAUACUCAAUUGCUCAGCGUGGGGAAAUCCUCUACCGUCCAUUAAAUGGCUCCAGUGCCUGGACGACAGUUGCGAAGAAAAUGGACAAAAGGUCAUAUCUGACAGCAAAACCAGAGUCAUUGAGACCAGAGUGGAAAGUAUCUUAGCUGUUGACCAAAUCCAGUUUAACUAUAGCACCGUCUGUAUAGCUUCCAACAGCGAGGGGAUCGAUAGGAAACUCACUCCAUUAGCAACUGCUGCACUGGAAGUGAAGAAGAUUGUCCAACAUGAGCUCUUCAGCCCAUUGUUGGUGGUCCUUACUGCAAUGGGAAUAUUUUUUUUCCUUCUGACCAUAUUCCUGUAUUACAAAUAUAAACAGAAACCAAGAUAUGAAGUUCGCUGGCAGAUUGUGAAAGUCUCUGAAGGAAAUAACUAUACUUGCAUUGAUCCGACUCAGCUGCCAUACAAUGAGAAAUGGGAAUUCCCAAGGAAUAACCUACAUUUUGGAAAAACUCUAGGAGCAGGUGCGUUUGGGAAGGUUAUUGAAGCAAAAGCCUUUGGAAUGGGGAAAGAUGACACCGCACUCAGAGUUGCUGUAAAGAUGCUGAAACCCAGUGCCCAUACAGAUGAAAUGGAAGCUUUAUUGUCAGAACUUAAGAUUCUUAGCCACUUGGGGCACCAUCAGAAUAUUGUCAACCUACUGGGAGCAUGUACCCAUGGGGGCCCAAUCUUGGUAAUCACUGAGUACUGUCAGCACGGAGACUUGUUGAACUUCUUGAGGAACAAGGCAGAGGCCAUGAACAAAAUGUUCACUGCAUCUCUGGCUUACGGCAACAGUGACUACAAAAAUGUGUCUGUGGAGCAGAAGUACACGGCAAGUGACACCGGAUUUUCAAGCCAAGGAACUUCCAACUACCUUGAAAUGAAGCCUGUCUCAUCUAACACAAAUUCUGAGCAAGGCAAUUCUAACACUGAAGUAGAAGAAGACACAGAUGACCAUCUGCCCUUGGAUCUGUAUGACCUUCUGAAUUUCUCAUUGCAAAUUGCCCAGGGAAUGAACUUCCUGGCAGCCAAGAGCUGUAUUCACCGUGACGUUGCGGCCAGGAACGUGCUUGUUGCACAGGGUCGGGUUGCAAAGAUUUGUGACUUUGGUCUGGCCAGGGACAUCGAGAAUGACGCAAACUAUGUUGUCAAGGGAAAUGCUCGUCUGCCGGUAAAAUGGAUGGCUCCAGAGAGUAUCUUUGACUGUAUCUACACAGUGCAGAGUGACGUCUGGUCUUAUGGAAUCCUUCUGUGGGAAAUCUUCUCCCUUGGCAGAAGUCCCUAUCCUGGCAUUCUUAUAAAUCGCAAGUUUUAUAAAAUGAUAAAGGAUGGAUACAAGAUGGAUUGUCCAGAGUAUGCUCCUUUGGAAAUAUAUCACAUUAUGAAGGCCUGUUGGGACUUGGAGCCAACUCAGCGUCCGACAUUUAACCAAAUCAGUGAUCUCAUCAACAAGCAGAUGAGUCAUAUCCAAGAACAGGAUUAUGCUAACAUCUCCCAAGUACACCAAGAGGAAGAAUGCUUGGACACAAAAUGUGACCCAGAAGAGUCAUUUAUUAAAGGAAACAAUUACCAGUUCUGUUAGCUUUGGAAACUUUUACAGCAUCAAGGAGUCACAUAAACCUGAUGUUUGUCACCUCUCCACACCUGUGCA
Molecule: messenger RNA, 3233 nt
Organism: Spea bombifrons (plains spadefoot toad)
Lineage: Eukaryota; Metazoa; Chordata; Amphibia; Anura; Pelobatidae
Gene: CSF1R
Product: colony stimulating factor 1 receptor
Exons: 22
Coding region: 135-3164 (1009 amino acids)
Biological process (GO): positive regulation of kinase activity; cytokine-mediated signaling pathway; multicellular organism development
Cellular component (GO): signaling receptor complex; CSF1-CSF1R complex
Molecular function (GO): cytokine binding; ATP binding; macrophage colony-stimulating factor receptor activity
Source: RefSeq, a predicted model, not a curated record